AUGUAGCAUCCUUCUGUCACUCGUAUCGUGUAGUCUUAUCUUUAAAUGGCAUUGUUGAGUCACGCUGUGGUUACACUGGCAACUCCGUGAAAUGGUUAGAAAAAGCCCAUCAGAAGUCAACAAUUGUGCAGGAAAUGUUUGACUUUUGGGUGCACGGUAAGACAGGAAGUAUGCUAACCCACAGGAGAACAACAAUUACACAACUAUACUGUAUUACGUUGCUGUGUUGUUCCUUCGAUUUGUUUACGAACAGUCUUUCAUGUCUUUUAUUGGAUCCAUCAGUAAAAAAAUAUUAGAACUGACAUUAAUGUUGAGAACAAAAUGAAAGAAGACGUUUAAACUUUUAAAUAAAACACUAAAAUAGAUUUUAGAUACUGAUCUUGGGAGGGAGUGUCUCUCUCAGUGAUGCAUGUGGAUGAGAUCCAGAGAAAAAUAAACAUGAAAGAACAGGUCUCCAAGGUGAGUGGCAGUCGCUCAUCCAAAACCUUCAAGCCCAAGAAAAACAUCCCGGAGGGUUCACAUCAGUAUGAACUUCUGAAGCAUGCUGAAGCAACGUUGGGAAGCGGAAACCUAAGACAAGCAGUCAUGCUACCUGAGGGGGAGGACCUGAAUGAGUGGAUCGCAGUGAACACUGUGGAUUUCUUCAACCAAAUCAACAUGUUGUAUGGAACCAUCACUGAGUUCUGCACCGAGACCAGCUGCUCCGUGAUGUCAGCAGGACCAAGAUAUGAAUACCACUGGGCUGAUGGCACCAACAUAAAGAAGCCUAUCAAAUGUUCUGCUCCCAAAUACAUCGACUAUCUCAUGACCUGGGUGCAGGAUCAGCUGGAUGACGAGACUCUUUUUCCGUCCAAGAUUGGCGUUCCCUUUCCAAAAAACUUCAUGUCUGUGGCAAAAACCAUCCUGAAGAGGCUGUUCAGAGUUUACGCUCACAUCUACCACCAACACUUCGACUCUGUGAUGCAGUUGCAGGAGGAGGCUCACCUCAACACUUCCUUCAAGCACUUCAUCUUCUUUGUGCAGGAGUUCAACCUUAUUGACCGACGAGAGCUGGCCCCUCUGCAGGACUUGAUUGAGAAGCUCGGAUCCAAGGACAGAUAGACCUUUAAUCAGAUGCCGUCUUCACAUGUCUUCUAGCUCUCGUCCUCUUGGACCUCUGCUACCUCCGACUUCUGGUCUCCACUCUGGUGCCUUUUCCAUUCUUUCACCUGAGCUUUUCCGCUGCACCUGUCCAUUCCACCUGAUGUUUUCCAUAUUUUUCCCUCUAGAUUGAAUAUUAUAGCACAACAUAUGCAUAUUUUUCAAUAGGAUUAUAGUUGAGAAGUUUUAAAAGUGAAUUUUAUGAAAGUGAAAAGCAUUUUCCUCCUAGAAACUUGAGUCGGUGCACACGCAUACCUGUUCGUAGACAUAGGGACAAUGACCAACACAUUUUUAUACAGCUGGGUUUUAGUGAUUUUUUUUGUAGAAAGCAGGACAUUUCUAACAUUUCAUUCUUCACGACUGUGAGAACCCACACCAAGGUUAAGUUCUGUGAUUUUGUUUUUUUUAACUGUUAUAUCUAAAUGCUGUGAGUGUUGGCCCUCAUGUUAGAAGUCACAAACCAGGUGAGAGCACUGAGCAGUGAUUGUGUAGCCUAGUCAGUGCCCCCCUAAAUCUUUCAUUAUGACUGAAAUGUAGCCACUUUGUUCUGUGGAUUUGUAUUUGUAUUUUUUUUUCAUUGAAUACACAAUCUAAUUAGUAGAAAGUCAAACAGCAAUAUGUUUUAUCUGUCAUGUUUUUAUAUGAAACCACAUGAAUCUAUUUUUUGUUAAAGAUCUAGAGAGAAAAAACCAAUAGCCAUGGAUUAUUUUUGUGUGUGUCAUCUUUAGUUUAUAUUAUCGGUGCCUAAAAAUGAAGGAGUGCGCAUGUAUUCCUAUUUGUGGUACUGAAAUCUUUUGCUGAUUCGUGACAACCAUUGCACAAAAAGACUUAAUUACUUUUAUGAUCAUCAUUUGGCUCAGGCAGCAGGGCUGUUUGUGUGGCCAAUGUUUUCGGACAUUCCGCUGUCAGGUUAGCUUCGUAACAGCUCCACGUGUCAUUUGAUAUAUCUCUGUUUAUGAUUCAAUGCUGUCAACAUUAUGGAUUAAAUUUCUUGAUGUUGCCCGGGAAAAAAAAAAACUCCCCUCUUGUACGUCAGAAGUGAUCAGUCAAGAUUUUAUUUGAAUAUU
Synchiropus splendidus (mandarinfish) is the source of this 2207-nucleotide messenger RNA. RefSeq names its product MOB kinase activator 1A (gene mob1a). The coding region runs from base 406 to 1101 and encodes 231 amino acids. The transcript has 6 exons. The record is from RefSeq and is a predicted model, not a curated record. Gene Ontology annotation, biological process: hippo signaling; positive regulation of protein phosphorylation. Gene Ontology annotation, cellular component: nucleus; cytoplasm. Gene Ontology annotation, molecular function: protein kinase activator activity. Lineage: Eukaryota; Metazoa; Chordata; Actinopteri; Syngnathiformes; Callionymidae.